This is a messenger RNA of Dreissena polymorpha, 5717 nucleotides long. Its product is annotated as GMP synthase [glutamine-hydrolyzing]-like. Lineage: Eukaryota; Metazoa; Mollusca; Bivalvia; Myida; Dreissenidae. Gene Ontology annotation, biological process: GMP biosynthetic process. The record is from RefSeq and is a predicted model, not a curated record. Gene Ontology annotation, molecular function: ATP binding; GMP synthase activity; GMP synthase (glutamine-hydrolyzing) activity. Bases 151 to 2205 code for a protein of 684 amino acids. Gene Ontology annotation, cellular component: cytosol. The transcript is spliced from 16 exons.
CCUUUAAAGAGCGGUGCUCCAAACGCCACACGGUCAAGGUUGCGAUUAAAUAAAUAAAACAGUUUUUGAGCAGAAUAUUUGAUGUGAUUUUAUGAAAAAGGCCGAUUACUUAAUUGAAAUUAGAUUAAAUAGAUAUCGGUGUGAUAUCCAAUGAGUGAGAGUCCAGGGCAGGUGAACGGCAAUGGUGUGCCAGCAGAAGAAAAGCUUGCUAUCCUGGAUGCAGGGGCACAGUAUGGAAAAGUGAUUGACAGAAGGAUUCGUGAGCUAAAUGUAGACACUGAUGUUCUUCCAUUGGACACACCAGCAUUUGUACUGAAGGAUAAGCACUACAAGGCCAUCAUUAUAUCUGGUGGACCGAGCUCUGUCUACAGUGCUGAUGCCCCCAAGUAUGAUUGUGACAUUUUCAACAUCGGUAUCCCUGUGCUGGGCAUUUGCUAUGGACUCCAGAUGAUGAAUGUGAGUUUUGGAGGAAAGGUGGUGAAAAAGGAAGCCAGAGAAGAUGGGCAGUUUAAGAUCAGCGUUGACACAUCAUGUAGCCUCUUCAGUGGUUUAGAUAAAGAACAGGAAGUGCUGCUCACCCAUGGCGACAGUCUGGAGAACAUUGCCAAGGGUUUUAAGGCCGUUGCCACGUCUGGAGAUAUUAUUGCAGCCAUAGCGGAUGAGGAGCGAAAACUGUUUGGCGUACAGUUUCACCCAGAAGUUGAUCUGUCAACGAACGGUCGGCAGAUGAUGAGGAACUUCCUGUCACUCGCAGGCUUCCAUUUCCUGUACACUAUGGCUUCCAGGGAGCAGGAGUGUAUAGAGGACAUCAAACGCACAGCAGGCAACCACAGAAUACUGAUGCUGCUCAGUGGUGGCGUGGACUCUACAGUGUGUGCAGCUCUCCUGCACAAGGCAUUACCAGAUGAUCAAGUGAUAGCACUGCACAUCGACAACGGCUUCAUGCGCAAACACGAGAGCGAACAAGUUGAGAAGUCACUCAACAGUCUUGGCCUGCAUGUUAAAGUGAUCAAGGCUGCACACCAGUUCUACAGUGGUCGUACCUACAUCAGUUCAGACUGUGACGGUAAAAAAAAGAGGAAAACCAACAGUCUGGCCACCACAGUAGACCCAGAGGAGAAGAGGAAAAUCAUUGGAGAUACAUUCAUGAAGGUGGCAAAUGAGUUGAUAGAGGAGCUAUGUUUGAAGCCUGAAGAUGUUUACCUGGGCCAGGGCACACUGAGGCCAGACCUGAUAGAGAGUGCCUCCACACUGGCCAGUGGCAAGGCCGACGCCAUCAAGACACACCACAAUGACACAGAUCUGGUCAGGGAACUUAGGAAACAGGGCAGAGUAGUUGAGCCCCUAAAGGACUUCCACAAGGACGAGGUCAGGGCAAUAGGUCGUGACCUUGGAUUGCCUGAGGAGCUGAUCAACAGACACCCUUUCCCAGGUCCCGGGUUGGCCAUUCGUGUACUGUGUGCAGAGGAACCCUACAUGUGCAAGGACUUUGCAGAGACUGCCAUAGUUCUCAAGUUUUUAGCAGACUAUUCUUUCGCCUCAAAGACGCCACACAACCUCAUACACAAGAUUACCAAGAGCACCUCAUCAUUGGAGAGGGAGUUUUUGGAGAAGUUCAGCAAAUCAGAAGCAAUAACGGCCAAUCUGCUACCAGUGAAGACAGUCGGUGUGCAGGGUGACUGCCGGACGUACAGCUAUGUGGCAGGCCUGUCCUUCAGGCGGAGACCUCAGAAUCUCAACUGGGACGACGUGAUGACGCUGGCAAAACUCAUACCCAGGAUUUGCCACAACAUCAACAGAGUAGUGUACAUAUUUGGUGAGCCAGUGAAAUUCCCGAUAGAGGACAUAACGCCAACAUAUCUUACAGAAGGCGUCCUGAGCACAUUGAGACAGGCAGACUAUCUCGCCACAGAAGUAUUAUUGAAGGCGGACUGUGUACAUAAACUGAGCCAGAUGCCCAUAGUGUUAGUGCCGCUGCAUUUUGACCGCGAUCCAACGCAGCAUCAACCCUCGUGUCAGAGAUCUGUCGUAAUACGGACAUUUAUGACUCACGAUUUUAUGACCGGGGUACCUGCACAGCCAGAAAAGCAUUUGCCAUUAGCUGUGUUGGAGGACAUGGUGGCUGCCAUAGAGUCGGUACCCGGCCUAUCCCGUGUAAUGUAUGACCUCUCCUCUAAACCACCGGGAACCACCGAGUGGGAGUAGCAUAGAACCAUGGCGUGAGAAUAGACAUGCAUCACCGGUUGUUUGGGAUUGGUUAGGAACAAAACAGAAAGUGUAUUAGAAAGUAAUGCAUAUAAGGCUCAUCGUCAAAAACAAUAAAGCAAUAAUGCCAACAUAAAAAGGGAUUGGAUUUAAUUAACAAUACCAGAUUUGGGUUGGGUUAUAUUUCAAUGAGGCCGGCCGUUCGUAGGUGGUUAUAAGGAAAGUUUUUUUGCAUAUUGUCUUAAGUGAAAUUUAAUCACAUCAUUCAAUUUUGAAAUGUCCUGAAAAUCUGAAUUCAGGAACAGAUUAUCAAUAAGAUAUUUGAAGUCAUUCCAAAAUGGUUAUAUUUUAUUAAAACAAACAACAUAUAUGAACCCUUUUUAUCCCCACACUUUUUGAAAAGCGUGGGGAUAUUGUUGUUAUCUCCGCCGUCUGUCCAUCCGUCCUGGCCACUAUCUUCUACACUAUAAGCACUAGAACCUUGAAACUAACACACAUGGUAGCUAUGAGCAUAUGUGCCACCCUGCACUAUUUGGAAUUUUGAUCUGACCGCUGGGUCAAAAGUUUUGGGGGUUGGGGUGGCCGGGUCAAAGAUUUUCACUCAUUUUUUUAUGUUAUGUACUUAAACAUUGGCCAUAACUUUUGCAAUAUUGAAGAUAGCAACUUGAUAUUUGACAUGCAUGUGUAUCUCAUGGAGCUGCACAUUUUGAGUGGUGAAAGGUCAAGGUCAUCCUUCAAGGUCAAAGGUAAAAAAAACUAAUACAAGGGAAGUAAUAAGCUUUAAAGGGAGGUAAUUAAUGAACCUGCCAAAUGAUUUUUUUUUUUUUAAAUAAAUCAAAGCGGCGCAGUAGGGAGCAUUGUGUUUCUGACAAACACAUCUCUUGUUUUAUGUUAUUUUACAUUAACUUUUUCAUUUCUACACCAAUUUAUUUCCAAUUGAUACUGAACAUCUCUUAUGACAAUACGGUCAAUCUCAACUAUGCAUCGCCCCAUUACCAACCCUGCGGGGCCCCCUGGGUCAAACAUGCAGCGUGGGGAUACGCGUCGGCCUCUGCUGCGCCAUUUCUAUUUUAAAUUGUUAUUAGUAAAAAAAUCGAUACAUUUUACACUUUAUACUGUGAAGCUAUUCUUUUAAAGCAUCCUGCAAGCCAGCUUAGAAUCCUAGCUGGUAUAGGUGAGCAACAGUGCUUUACUGUGCCAACCAAAACAGGUGUGCAUCAAGUCCUCAGUUAUGAAGUGAAGUCAAAUUGAAGAAAAAAUUGCAUGCCAAAAUCACUACUUGGACAGAUAUUGAUAAUCAUGUGCUUGUGUUGAUUGAAGAGGUCAAGGUUAUCUGUAAUGUGGUUCAUUAAAUGUGCCAGUACAAACUUUACUUUGAAAGUUUGAUUUGAUACCCAAUGUGUGUUGUUGAAUUUGAUAAUAAAAUUAGUAAAAGGCUGUUUUUUAUUCACAAUUAUUAAGUGUAUAAGCUCAUAACGAUGCUGAAUCUGAAAAAUAAUAGCCUUGUUUUGCAAAGGAACGCAAUUGACAGAUAUAUUAUAUUUAAAAUUGUUAAAAGAUUUGAGUGCAUCUUAGCACUUAAUAGUAUUUUAUUAACCAUGUUUUCCAAAGGAAAAAAACUGGUUAUUAGAUUGGCGAUGUCGGCGGGCUAGCGGGCGAUACAUACGGAAUAUUACGCUAGUCAAUUGUUCCAAGAGAUUGUAUCACUCGAGUGGCUUGUGUGAUGACGUAUCACACGAGAGGCGGAGCCUCGAGUGUGAUGCGAAAUAGCACAAGCCACGAGAGUGAUACAAACUCUUGGAACAAUUGACUAGCGUAAUAUUCCUUUUAUUAUAUACAACAACUAACGAAAACAGUUAAAAAAUGUAUUUUUUACUUUAACAAAACAAUGACUAAAACGGUACGCCAUAGUUUAUUUAAGACGCGUAUGAAUACAGUUUAAUACCCUUCACCAUGAUAAAUUAACGUGUAAACAUUCGAACCGGCAAAACACAGGUUUCCGACACGCUAACCUUAUUGCCAUCGUUAAUCCAAUUUUUAUAACAAUUAAGUUGACAACUUUAAUCCGAUGUUUAUAACAAAAAUGUUUAAACGAUAUCCACUUCCACUUCUAUCUUCCAUGUCUUUAUCGAAACUUAGUUUAAACCACACAUUUUAUUGUAUUCCUAUCGAAAUAUACAUUUAUUCAUGAUAAACACACACUCCAAAAUACGUUUUUAACACAUAGUUUACUGUUAAAAAACACCACGUCCGACAUGUCCUUACAGAGUUUAGAUAAAAUUAUUGUGUUUUGUCACAGAAAUGACGUCACACGAUGUACUACGUAAUAUAUUUCGUAAUAUAAAAUUUUUCUAUUUUCGGUGCGUGUAAUGUGACGUCAUUAAAUGGGUCGAAGUAGUCCGGUUAGUAUGGUAAUACGGAAUUGGAAACAGCGAGUAGCGUAAUACGUGAUUUUUUAUUUCAACGAUUGAUACAAUCCGUAUUUUGUUAAAAGCAUUAAACAGGUAUAUAAUAAAAGCUUUUCCAGGCAAUAACUUUGUCAUUCAUUGUCAGAUUUUAAAAUCAUUUGACACAUUUGUUCACCAUCAUUAGACGGUGUGUCGCGCGAAAGAAUUACGUCGAAAUCUCCAAGGUCAAGGUCACAAUUUUAGUUUGAAGGUAAAAAAUGGCCAUAAAUGAGCUUGUCCGGGCCAUAACUUUGACGUUCAUUGUCUGAUUUUAAAAUCAUUUGGCAAAUUUGUUCACCAUCAUUAGACGGUGUGUCGCGCGAAAAAAAUACGUCGAUAUCUCCAAAGUCAAGAUCACAACUUGAGUUUGAAGGUCAAAAAUGGCCAUAAAUGAGCUUAUCCGGGCCAUAACUUUGUCGUUCAUUUUCAGAUUUUAAAAUCAUUUGGCACAUUUGUUCACCAUCAUUAGACGGUGCGUCACGCGAAAGAAUCACCAAGAUCAAGGUCACAAUUUGAGUUUGAAGGUCAAAAAUGGCCAUAAAUGAGCUUGUCUGGGCCAUUUCUAUGUCAUUCAUUGUGACAUUUUUAAAUCAUUUGACACAUUUGUUCACCAUUAUUGGACGGUGUGUCGCGCGAAAAAAUUAAGUCAAUAUCUGCAAGGUCAAGGUCGACACAACUAAAAAUAGAUUGAAUCGAUUGAUUUUGAAACAGCUAUGUAACUAUGAACAAUCAGUAACAAUGCACAUUUUGAUUUUGAGUUGUCUCUCUUUAUCAGACUUUUUUUUCUAAUUGAAAUCAAUGUCAAUUUUACACAAGGGGGUUAACAAUACACACUUGAAUUGUCUCCCUUUAUCAGACUUUUCAACUGAAAACCUGGUUUUGUGACAAUUGUGUCCCUUGUUUCCUAUUAUUCUGGCGUGUUUGUUCGCAUUUUGCCGGCUUUCAUAUUGUUAGUGAUGAAUUUUUAGGAGUUUUCUUUGUUGGCGGGUAUACAUCUUUGGUGGGAUAAAUGUUUAAGCAAUUCAAUAAAAUAAAUAUAGCCUGAUAAGGCUUUUUUCCUUCAAA